This is a messenger RNA of Scophthalmus maximus (turbot), 2650 nucleotides long. Its product is annotated as von Willebrand factor A domain-containing protein 5A-like. NCBI's taxonomy places the organism in Eukaryota, Metazoa, Chordata, Actinopteri, Pleuronectiformes, Scophthalmidae. The transcript has 20 exons. The coding region runs from base 87 to 2558 and encodes 823 amino acids. The record is from RefSeq and is a predicted model, not a curated record.
UGUUUGUCAUCCCACUGCUGACACCUCUUGCGCAGGGCAACGACUUUCUUCCGCAAAGCAACAUCUUGACUUUGUUACCUGACACGAUGGUGAACGUCUGUGGCCUCGUCACUGCCAAACAAGAGCCAGUUCCUCUGAAGAGCAUCGAGGUGGAGCUGGAGGUGAGGGACCACGUGGCCACGGUGGUCUCCACUCUGCUCUACGAGAACAAGGAGGACAAACCCAUAGAGGCCGUGUUCGUCUUCCCUCUGCCCGGAGACGCCGCCGUCUGUCACUUCAGUGCCACGAUCGGUCAGACGCAGAUUGUAGCCGAGGUGAAGGAGAAACAGGAGGCUCGCGAGGAGUAUGACGACGCGCUGAGCUCCGGUCAGCAGGCCUUCCUGUUGGAGGAGAGCGAGCAGAGUCCGGACAUAUUCACUCUGAGCGUGGGCAGCCUGCCCCCGGGAGAGAGCGCCUCCAUCAGGCUGGAGUACGUCACUGAGCUGGCCGUGCAGGCCGACGACGGCCUGAGGUUUUGUCUGCCUGCCGUGCUCAACCCUCGCUACCGACCUCGGGGAAGUGAAGGUGGUGAAGGUGCCGGCGUCCAGGUGACCUCUGUUCCUGCCUCUCUGGUUCCCUACAGUCUGUCGUUCUCUGCCCGAGUGUCCUCUCCUCGCCCCGUCACUAAAGUGGAGUCCAGCUGCUCCCUGGAGCCUCUCCAGUACCUCGACACGGAGCGGACCCAGGCCUCGGUCAAGUUGGCUGCAGGACACAGGUUCGACCGAGACGUCGAACUGCUGAUUCAUUACAAAGAUGCCCACCGGCCCACUGCGGUGGCGGAGGCGGGACAGGCCUCUGCCAAACCUGGGACUCUGAUGGCAGAUCCAGCGGUGAUGCUGAGCCUGUACCCCGAGUUCCCCGAGUCGGUGAUGUCGUCAGUCGCCUCACGUGGAGAGUUUGUGCUCCUGAUGGAUCGGUCGGGGAGUAUGGGCUCACCUAUGACAAACAGCAAGCGCCAUCAGACUCGCAUUAGCAGCGCCAGGGACACUCUGCUGCUCCUGUUGAAGAGCUUACCGAUGGGCUGCCACUUCAACAUCUACAGCUUCGGGUCCGCCUACGAGCACGUCUUCCCUCAGAGCGUGGAGUACAGCGAGAAGACCCUGGAAGAGGCCCUGAGGAGAGUCGAGGCGAUGGAUGCUGACCUGGGAGGAACAGAGAUCCUUCAGCCCCUCAAACAUAUUCUCAGCCAGCCCUGCAUUCCCAGUCAGCCGCGACAACUCUUUGUCUUCACUGACGGACAGGUGGCCAACACCAAAGAGGUGAUGAGCCUGGUGAGGAAGAAUUCAGGCUCCCACAGGUGUUUCUCUUUUGGGAUCGGAGAAGGAGCCAGCUCUGCUCUCAUCAAUGGGUUGGCCAAGGAAGGAGGAGGUCACGCUCAGUUCAUCACAGGGACGGACAGGAUGCAGCCUAAAGUGAUGCAGUCGCUGCGAUUUGCUCUGCAGCCAACGGUGGUGGACAUCUCCAUCACAUGGGAUCUGCCAGAGGGCGUGUCCGUCACCGUGCUCUCUCCGCCAAUCACAGCACUUUUCCAGGGUCAGAGGUCACUGAUUUACGCCCAGCUCAGCGGAGAGAGCUCGGAGGCAGCGGAGGGCUGCGUGACAGUGAAGUACAGCCUGGCGGCUCAUCCCUCGCAGAACCAGCUCCGCUUCAGUCUGAAACCUGCAGAGGACUCUGGGUCAACGGUCCACAGGCUGGCCGCUCGCACCCGGAUACGCAGCCUGGAGACGGAGGGGCAGCAAGGUGGAGGAGUGAAGGAGAAGGUGGUGGAGCUCAGUGUGCAGUCGGGAGUGAGCAGCUCCUUCACGGCCUUCGUCGCCGUGAACAAAGGCAGCGGCGAGCCGGUCAGAGGGCCGCUGGUGCGCAGAGACGUCCCAACGCCCGACUUGCGUAACGCCAUUUGUGGCAAGAGACGUCAGUUCAGGCCAAUGGGUCUGAUCCCUGACAUGCAACCCAUGAUGUACUCUCCCAGACGUGUCCCACAUUCACGAGCUCGACCGGGGACCAGUGGAUUGUUUUUUUCUGAGACGUCUCUGCUCUGCUCUCUGGUAGCUCGGAAUAAAACAUUGUGUGGUCUGAAGCAGAAGAUCAUCACCCGGAGAAAACCAAAAGGAGUACAGAGACAUGGAGCGUCUCCGGAUUUUUUUGACUUAGCUUGUGAUGAAGAAGAACAUGCCACACCCCAGCAGUUUUGCAGAGACCCUCUGCUGCAGCUGGUCUCCCUCCAGAAGGCGUCCGGCUGCUGGCUGCCUGAUCCGGCUCUGGCUGCCUCGCUGGGGAAGACCAGCGAGGAGACGGAGAAAACAAAGCCUCCGUCGGCGAACCGGGAAUUGUGGGCCACCAUUCUGGCUCUGAUCUGGCUCCAUGGUGUCAAGGUGGAUGCGAAGGAAGAGUGGGAGCUUCUGGCUAUGAAGGCUGUGUCCUGGCUCCGCGCUCAGAACGCACCAUGUAUGGCAGAGUGCGUGGAAGCUGGAAACACACUGUUGGGUUGCAGUGUGCAGAAAGACGUCCUGGGGCUCUGAGGUUUUCAUUUCUCUUCAUCAGUACUUGUCCACAAAGGCACAUUUGCUCAACACUGUCAACUUUGCAACAAUAAAAUUUUAUUGAAAUAUUA